AUGUCAAAUGACAAAACGACACCAAAAUGAAGGGCUAAAGUAGAAUACAAGAGGAGGGACGAGAGAGAAAGUCUAAAACCUAAAUGGAAGUGCUGCAGCGGUAGUGGCGCAACAGUCUCUACUCUAUCCUCAGCCAACCCAGAACAACGCUGCGGAGGCCGUGAACCACUGAAUACGAAGAAGAAGGAAAAAAUGGAAGACGGGGAGGUCGAGGAGGGGAUGUUCAUCGAAGAAGACGAUUCGCAUUCAGAGGUUGAGCCCAGGGUGGAGAAAUCUCCAUGCGAAUUGCUUAAAGAGAGCAAGGCUUCCGUCGAGGGUAUCGUCGCCAAAAUGCUCUCCAUUAAGAAGGAAGGCAACUCCAAAUCCGACCUCACUCUCAGAGAACUCGCCACUCAGAUGUUCAUCCAUUUCGUCACUCUUCGUCAGGCGAAUCGUUCGAUAUUGCUUGAAGAGGAUCGAGUGAAAGCGGAGACGGAAAAUGCCAAGGCGCCAGUGGAUUUCACGACUUUGCAGCUUCACAAUCUGAUGUACGAGAAAGGUCACUACAUCAAAGCAAUAAAGGCUUGCAAAGACUUCAAAUCGAAGUAUCCAGAUAUUGAGCUUGUUCCCGAGGAAGAAUUCUUCCGCGACGCGCCUGAAGAUAUACAAAAUUCUGUGUUAUCGAAUGAUAGCGCACACAAUCUCUUGCUGAAAAGGCUCGACUUUGAACUCCUACAGCGAAAAGAGCUAUGCAAACUUCGCGAGAAGCUUGAACAACAUAAGAAAAGUCUUCAGGAGACGAUUGCGAAUCGGAAAAAGUUCUUAUCAAGUCUUCCGUCCCACCUCAAAUCGCUGAAGAAAGCGUCCUUACCAGUACAGAACCAAUUAGGGGUGCUGCACACUAAGAAGCUGAAGCAGCAACACUCAGCAGAGUUGCUUCCACCACCUCUCUAUGUGCUUUACUCGCAGUUCUUGGCCCAGAAGGAAGCAUUUGGGGAACAAAUUGAGCUGGAGAUAGUAGGAAGUGUCAAGGAUGCACAAACUUGUGCUCACCAACAAGCUAAUGUGGACACUGGCAUUUCUAACAGCCUAGAGAAUUCUAGAAUGGAGGAUGAUGUAGUGGACGAGGAAGAUGAUGGCCAGAGAAGGAGAAAACGGACAAAGAAGAUUCCAACCAAGGACAACCUCGACCAGGCAGGAGUUUAUCAAGUUCACCCUUUAAAGGUCAUGCUUCAUGUGUAUGAUGAAGAGGUUUCUGACCCCAAGUCUGCAAAACUUAUCACGCUGAAGUUCGAGUAUUUGUUGAAGUUGAAUGUUGUAUGUGUUGGAAUUGAAGGAUCCCAUGAAGCGCCUGAGAAUAACAUCUUAUGUAACUUAUUCCCCGAUGACACCGGUCUUGAGCUUCCACACCAGUCAGCCAAGCUCGUCAUUGGUGAUUCUCUUCUGUUUGGUGAAAGGAGAACUUCCCGUCCAUACAAGUGGGCCCAACAUCUGGCCGGAAUUGAUUUCUUACCUGAGGUGUCUCCAUUGCUUAAUGGACAUGGAACUCCAGGAACGGAUGUAGCAAAAAAUGAUGCUGUUGUGUGUGGCCUUUCUCUAUAUCGCCAGCAAAAUCGUGUACUUACAGUUGUUCAACGAAUUCGCUCUCGGAAGAAGGCACAGCUGGCUCUUGUGGAACAGCUUGAUUCACUUAUGAAGCUUAAAUGGCCUGAUUUGUCUUGUGAAAGUGUUCCAUGGGCUUUGCAUACUCCUUUGUGCAAUUUUAUUAGUUGUUCACCUGUAGGAACCCCACCUAAUCAGGGUUCUUCUUUAAUAGAGUUGGAGCAGGUUCCACAACCUAUAGAUGUGGUUGAACGAUCUGGUUCUUCGAAGGAGGAAGUAGAGAAUGCUAGGGAAGAUGGGGAGCUUCCAUCUCUGAUUCCAGUUUUCUCUACUGCAAGUGACAUUGAACUUACUCCAUCAAAAGAGUCUAAUCUUGACCACUUCAGGCAGCUGGCUUUAAUUUCAAAAAGUAUUGUAUCUCCAAUCAGUAAGGCAAAAUCACAAAGUUUUAAGAAACGUGAUGAAGAUUCAAUUCUCUUGCUUGAUAUCGAGAGUGAUAUGGAUGAGCCAGCAUAUAUGGAGCCGGAGGAAGAACAAGUGGACCCCGUUCAAUGCUUCGAGGUGGACAGAAAAUGGGUACAUUAUGGGGUCAGGGAAUUUUCUCUCAUCUUAACCAGGAAUACAGGCGCAGAUAAGAAGACUGUGAAGUUAGAAGCCAAGAUUAAGAUCAGCAUGGAGUAUCCGUUGAGGCCUCCCCUUUUUGCAUUGAGCAUUUACACUUCAUCUGGAGAAAAUCAUUACGAGGAUGAUGGUUCUGAGUGGUACAAUGAACUUCGUGCAAUUGAAGCGGAGGUCAAUCUGCACAUGCUGAAGAUGUUACCUCUGGAUGAAGAAAACCACGUGUUGGCCCAUCAAAUACGUUGUCUGGCAAUGUUGUUUGACUAUUACAUGGACGAGGUUUCCUCUUCCUCUGAAAAGAGAAAGAGUACUUCUGUAGUUGACGUUGGCUUGUGUAAGCCUGUUAGUGGUCAGCUUGUUUCCAGAUCAUACAGAGGAAGAGAUCGCAGGAAGAUGAUAUCUUGGAAAGACAUGGAAUGCACUCCUGGCUAUCCUUACUAGGAAAGCAUAUUUCUUUGGUUUUUAAAGGUGAACAUUGAAUAGCCAGGGGUCACAAUAAUGUUCAGGAGAAGAGGAAAAAAAAAUAUUGUGAAAACGCAACUUAUAAUGACAAUGAUUUUCGACUACUGGGUAUAAAAUAUGAGUUCAGAUGCGAGUUUGAACUUUGAACUGGGCAUAAAAUAUGAGUUGUGGAACUGGGCAUAAAAUAUGAGUUCAGAUGCGAGUUUGAACUUUGAAGCGAUUUUUUUAUGCAGCUGGAACUUGGGACUUUCAGUUAAAGGGGUCACCUCUCACCAGCUAUAUCCUAGAAUUUGUCCAGGAGAUUAUUUCAUGGCAUUACAUGUGUAAUUUAUUUUCCACAUUUUUUUUUUCUAUAUAUGUAAAAAAUUUUAGCAUACUGCCUUGUAGCGCAAUGUAGUAUGUUGGGAAGCCAAGAUAUUUAUCAAGCACCUUGUUCCCAUUGACUCGGUUAGCCCUACAAAUUAUAAGCGACCGAGAUAUUUAGCACCUUGUUCCGAUAGACUUGGUGAGGCACAAAUUAUAUAAA
Molecule: messenger RNA, 3187 nt
Organism: Morus notabilis
Lineage: Eukaryota; Viridiplantae; Streptophyta; Magnoliopsida; Rosales; Moraceae
Product: THO complex subunit 5B
Exons: 8
Coding region: 193-2640 (815 amino acids)
Biological process (GO): positive regulation of DNA-templated transcription, elongation; mRNA export from nucleus
Cellular component (GO): THO complex part of transcription export complex
Molecular function (GO): mRNA binding
Source: RefSeq, a predicted model, not a curated record